Molecule: messenger RNA, 1900 nt
Organism: Nicotiana tabacum (common tobacco)
Lineage: Eukaryota; Viridiplantae; Streptophyta; Magnoliopsida; Solanales; Solanaceae
Source: RefSeq, a predicted model, not a curated record
AUAAGAACAAUUGCAAAAAGAAAGAAAAAAAGUAAUUGGUGGUGUACUUAAACUCAGUCAAUGGCGCAGAUAAGUGAGAAAGGAAGGUUCUUUAAUUUGGUUGUGAAACAACAAAAUAGCUGCUUUCCAUUUAGUUUAAGGCUAAAAAGAAAGUGGAUAUACAAUUGAAGCUUAUCCAUCUGAAUCUUGGUAAAACUUUCAGGUAUAUAUGGCAGUGAGAUUAUAUAUAUAAAGGUUUUCUUGAAGUUUUGAAUCACAGAACAAAUAACCAUUUCUUUUUACUGCUUGUACUUAAGUUUUUUUUUUUUUUCAAAACUCUUUUUCAUGAAAAUUGGAGGGGAGAAAUGCCAUGUGGUAAGCUCAGAGAUCUGCACAUGGCUUUCUCAAAUUUCUAAGUUUUUGAAACAGUAGUAGGAAAGUGAGGAGUUCAAGAGAAUCAGUUACAGAGGAAGACCACUAGAUUGGUGUUUUAAAAAAAAAACAAAUAAAUAACACUUCUCUAGGUAUAGUUGGGAAAUGUGAGUCAAUGAAGAGGGAAACAGCCCAGCAAUUCAAUUCCUUGUUUGAAAAAUUCUCAUUAUUUAAACCUGCAUAGUCUAUUCUUCUCUUCCAUUUUUAAUCUUCUUCUUUUGGCAUUUUCCACUUCAUUUACUGCCUCUUUUUACUAAGUUUUUUUUUGCAUUUCACAGCUGAAAAAAAUAUGCUGUAUUUGCUUUCUUGAUCUAAGUUGCACUGUCUGGCUAUUGAAGAAUGUAUUGAAUAUCAUCUUGUUAAUGUCUAAGUUUCUUGUAUCCAUUACUGCAUUCAUAAAAAUCACAGCUUUUUCAAGAAAAGAGAAGAAAGUUCCAAUCUUUUCCUUUGCCUUUUUCCAAUAAACUUUUAAAAGUGUCACCUUAUUGGAUAUUAUAAUUUUCCUACUUUUCCUUUUGUUUCCCUUAUUUCUUUUGCAAAAUCUUGAGAACUUACCAAAAUGUCUUCUUCUAUGUCUCUACUCAGAAACUCAAUACCACUGAUUUCUAUUCUGGUUCCACCAUACUUGUUAUUUGCCAGUUUUUCAGGAUAUGGGGUUAUUUCUAUUUCUAUCACAACUUCAGUUUUAAUUGUAUCUACUUUAGCUUUCACAUUCUCAAAACAAAGAAAUAGUAUCCAAAAGAAAUCAGUCCAAGAAGUAGAAAAACAAGAACAAGAAGCAGUUCCCAACAGUCAGCUAAUGGAACAAACACCUCAAGUUAAGCAAAUGGUAUCAGACCAACAACCUCAAAAUGCAAACUUUGGACAAGUUGAGGAAAUUUUAGCAGUCAAGAAACCUGGAAAUGAAAAUGGGGUGGCUCAAAUUCUUGAUUUAUAUUCAGAAAGUUCAAGUCUUGGUAGGCAUUCAUCUUCAAGUGAAGAUUCUGAUAUUGAUUGGCCAUUCUCAGAUAUAAGUGAUGUGUAUGAAGAAGACAAUUUGAUUGAGAUUGAUAUAUCCAUUGGAUCCAUCAAAUGUUCUGGAUUUGAAAUUUCAGCAUAAGUUAGAAGGGGAGCUUUGGAGCAACGUAAAGCCGUCUCCAUGUAACCUUUAGGUUACAUGUUCAAGUUGUGGAAGUAGCUACACAUGCUUGCAUUACUAUUGGUUGUCUACGUCACACCUCUCGGAAUGCGAUUUUUCCCCGGACUUUACGCGAACACGAAAUACUUUGUGUACCUUACAGCGGAUUUAACUUAUUAAAUUAUCUUAUGCCUAGUUUGUUUAAGUUUUUUGAUCCUUAUGGAUUUUGUGCUUACUUUAAGAAUUAAGGCAAUAGGGUUUACAAGAAUAGGAGCCAAAAUUUACUUUUUCUUUUGUUGUGAAAAGUGAAGUUUGUGUUUGCUAUUACAUUAACUUUGACCCCACUAAAAGAGACUUUGGAUACCAAUUAGA